Adineta ricciae is the source of this 1194-nucleotide messenger RNA. Lineage: Eukaryota; Metazoa; Rotifera; Eurotatoria; Adinetida; Adinetidae. The record is from the annotation of a GenBank genome assembly.
AUGACGGAUUCGAUGUCUGGACGUUUGAAACGUUUCGAUGCGUACGCGAAAACGCUCGAUGAUUUUCGUAUUCGAACAACCAGCGGCGGAUUUGUUACGAUAAUUAGUUCAAUUCUCAUGUUCGUUUUAUUCUUUAUCGAAUUAAAAUAUUACUUGUCAAUCGAUGUCGUUCAAGUUCUAUUUGUUGAUACGAGCCGACAAGAGAAAAUGAAUAUCACUCUCGAUAUCAAAUUUCCGGCCUUGCCUUGCAAUUAUCUAACGGUCGACGCCAUGGAUGUUUCAGGCGAUUCUCAAACAGACAUCGCACAUAAUUUAUUUAAAACAAGAUUAGAUUUAAAUGGAAAUGUUCUUCAAGAUGAAAGUAUCAAAGUGUCUUUACAGCCUAUAUCUAAAUUGAAUAAUACCAAGGCGAAUAACGAACAUAUUGAAUCGAGCACGAAAGCCGAAUGCGAAUCGUGUUAUGGUGCAGAAUCAGCCGUACAAAAGUGUUGCCCGACAUGUGAAGAUGUGAAACAAGCUUAUCGAGUGAAAGGCUGGUCAUUUAAUCCAAGUGGUGUUCAUCAAUGCGCUCGUGAAGGAAUAACAACUGAUACACACGCUGAGGUGAAACUAGACGAAGGUUGCCGCUUGCAUGGUCAUUUAGAAGUGAACAAAGUAGCUGGUAAUUUUCAUAUUGCACCCGGUCAUUCCUAUCAACAGCAACACGUCCAUGUUCAUUCGUUACAAAAUCUUCGUUUAAAUUCGCUUAACACGUCGCAUUAUAUCGAUGAUUUAACAUUUGGUAAACGUUUUCCUAAUCAAAUCAAUCCUCUUGUAAACACGAAACAUGUGACGAGUUCUCAUGACAACGGUGCCGUUCUUUUUCAUUACUAUGUGAAAGUUGUUCCAUCAACGUAUGUGUUUCUGGAUGGCACAGAGCUACUUACCAAUCAAUAUUCCGUGACUAAACAUAAGAAAAUUAUCAAAAACAUCUUCGAUGCAUCCGAUCAACAAUUACCCGGAACGUUUUUUACUUAUGAAAUAAGUGCUAUUAUGGUGAAAUUUGUCGAACAAAAACGAUCGUUAGCUCGGUUUCUGACUUCGUUAUGCGCAAUUAUUGGAGGUGUUUUUACAGUUUCAAGUCUUAUCGAUGCUUUUCUUUAUCGUAGUAGCUGUAUGUUACAUAAACAAAGUGAACUUGGCAAAGGCACUUGA